Molecule: messenger RNA, 1002 nt
Organism: Brassica oleracea var. oleracea
Lineage: Eukaryota; Viridiplantae; Streptophyta; Magnoliopsida; Brassicales; Brassicaceae
Exons: 1
Coding region: 1-1002 (333 amino acids)
Source: RefSeq, a predicted model, not a curated record
AUGGGGAGAGCCAAGUUUAGAGAAAGCGAAAGAGAUGCCGGCGAAUGCCGCCUCUUCGUCGAAAACCUCAGAGCAGCAGCACUUGAAUGGUUCUCUCGCCUGAGGCAAAAUUCCAUUGGAAGUUUUUGCCAACUCACCUACGAGUUUCUUAAGCAGUACUCUUUGUUCAUAGACCGAGAAUCCUCAGAUGUCGAUCUAUGGAGCAUGUCCCAGGGAGAGGACGAAUCUCUCUGUGACUUCAUAAAACGGUUUAAGACCGUCAUUCCUAGAGUCAGCGGAAUAAGCGACAAAGUAGCAAUAGACGUACUCCGAAAGACGCUAUGUUAUAAGUCAAAGUUCAUGAAGUUGAUCACCUUUGAUAAGCCGCUUACGAUCCAAGACGCUCUUCAUAAAGCCGCGGACUACAUAAUUAUCGAAGAAGAGAUGAAAGUCUUGUCGCAAAAGCAGAAGCUGACGAAGACAUUGUCGAAAGAUCCCGGGUCGGAUCAGAAGUCUAAAAGGAAAAACCCUCGUAAUGACAAAAACGUCCAUCAGAGGGAAGAAGAGACCCAGGGAGCGCAUAACUACGCCAUCAACUCCGUAUCGGAGCAAGGCCGAACGAUGGGCAAUACAUGGACCCGAAAUCCGAAUUACGACGAGAACGCCUUCUGCGACUUUCACCAGGCCCACGGCCACUCGACCAUAAACUGCAAAGUUCUCGGCACUAGGGUUGCCGUGAAGCUUCUCGCGGGAGAACUGACCGAAGUGUCUAGCGUAAAAAAUCUCAUCCACGAUUCAGACCGCCCUCCAAGAAACAAUAAGCCCCCUAAAACGGAGAACUCUCUCCAAGAGAACCAAUCGAGAGAAAACCGUGGAAGGAGGCAGGACGAGAAUCGCAACGACAAUAGUCGCCGCAGAUUCAAUAUGAUCAUCGGAGGAUCGCAAUACUGCAGCGUUACCAUCUCUGCCAUCAAAUCUUACCAGCACAAGGCCGAGACGAGCGCGAACCUGGUCCGCGCCUAG